AAGCAACACCCUUGAAGUAGAGAAGCAGGCUACAUUGAUCAAGCAGAGGCUUGAGAGGCACCAGAGCAGCUCACCAACCCCUAUCUAUGAGGCUCUAAGUCAGCUUUCCAAGGGGGCCCAGAUAAUGGCUACCUCAGCAGCCCUAAUGCAGUCACAGAUUUCUACACUUCAACAGGUGAAUGAAGCAAUGAGUAUGAGGAGGAAGAGGAAGAGGAAGGUAUUUCAGUCAGAUGUAAGCUUGUCAGUGGCUGAGGUUGAAGCAAUAGAGGAGCAAGAGCAAAUUGAAGCACAAAUAAGAGGAGAGAUGAGAAGGCUAAAAAGGAGAUCACCUACAUGUAGUAGCUGCAAGCAGCAAGGCCAUACUAUUAGAACUUGUAGAAACAAGGAGUAGCUAAUAAUGAAUCAUAUCUGCCAAUUUGAAGU
Neohortaea acidophila is the source of this 423-nucleotide messenger RNA. RefSeq lists its product as uncharacterized. The transcript has a single exon. The record is from RefSeq and is a predicted model, not a curated record. Gene Ontology annotation, molecular function: nucleic acid binding; zinc ion binding. Lineage: Eukaryota; Fungi; Ascomycota; Dothideomycetes; Mycosphaerellales; Teratosphaeriaceae. The coding region runs from base 125 to 391 and encodes 88 amino acids.